CUUCCGUGUACAACCCUCGUUCCUUCAGAACAACAUGGCGCCACUGUUGGCACCGCUAAAAUGUGGGUUCCACUUUCGAAGACGCAAACUAGCCUUGUUACUUCAACAGACGAGCUCAUAUCAUGUUUGGAAUUGUAAUGAGAAGAGAAGUGCUACUCAUCGUAAACCACAGAACACCUAUCAGUUACUGGGUCCACACGUGAGGACGGCCUCAUGGAAUGUCAACAGACUCCAGAAUUCACGACAGUUACUGGAAGCGGUAAAGCACUUGCAAAUCACAGACAAGCGGACAUGCUGGCACGGUCAUGCAGGAGGGGGUCUGAAUGCGGACCCCAAGAAUGUGCUCAAAGAGGUGAACUCCACAACGAUCCUCUCUGCAAUGAUGUCGUACGUUUGGCCAAAGGAUCGACCAGACCUUCGAGCCAGAGUGGCUAUCUCACUAGGACUGCUCGCCGUAUCCAAGAUGACGAAUGUCACGGUGCCCUUCAUGUUUAAGUAUGCUGUGGACGAACUCAACCAGAUGUCGGGACACAUGUUGAACCUGAACGACGCGCCAAACACAGUGGCUACCAUAGCAACGGCUGUCUUGAUUGGCUAUGGUGUGUCCCGUGCCGGAGCGGCGCUCUUCAACGAGCUGCGGAACGCCGUGUUCGGCAAGGUGGCGCAGAGCUCGAUCCGCCGCAUCGCCAAGAACGUCUUCCUGCACCUGCACAACCUGGACCUGGGCUUCCACCUGAGCCGCCAGACGGGGGCGCUGUCCAAGGCCAUCGACCGCGGCACGCGCGGCAUCAGCUUCGUGCUGAGCGCCCUCGUCUUCAACCUCGGACCCACCACCUUCGAGAUGGCCCUGGUCAGCGGAAUCCUGUAUUACAAGUGCGGAGCCGAGUUUGCUGCGGUGACCCUGGGCACGCUUUCCGCAUACACCGCGUUCACCAUCGCCGUGACACAGUGGAGGACGCGGUUCAGGAUCGAGAUGAACAAGGCUGACAACGAGGCUGGCAACGCCGCCAUCGACUCACUGCUCAACUAUGAGACCGUCAAGUACUUCAACAACGAGAAGUACGAGGCAGAGAGGUACGACAACUACCUGAAGGUGUACGAGUCGUCCUCGCUCAAGACCACGUCCACCCUGGCCAUGCUCAACUUCGGCCAGAGCGCCAUCUUCACCAUGGGCCUCACCGCCAUCAUGGUGCUCGCCAGCAAGGGCAUCAUGGCAGGAACGAUGACUGUGGGAGAUUUGGUGAUGGUGAACGGCCUGCUCUUCCAGCUGUCCCUGCCGCUGAACUUCUUGGGCACCGUGUACAGGGAGACACGACAGGCCCUCAUCGACAUGAACACCCUCUUCACACUGCUCAGUAUCGACACCAAGAUCAAGGAGAAAGUAAUGGCGCCCCCACUGCUGGUCGCCCCCCAGGACGCCACCAUCAGGUUUGAGGACGUCUACUUUGAGUACUUGGACGGACAAAAGGUCCUCGACGGGGUGUCCUUCGAGGUGCCUGCUGGGAAGAAGGUGGCCAUUGUUGGAGGCAGCGGGUCAGGGAAGAGCACAAUUGUGAGGUUACUGUUUCGCUUCUACGAGCCGCAGAAGGGCAACAUCUACAUCGCCGGGCAGAACAUCCGAGAUGUGGGCCUCGACAGCCUGAGGAAGUCAGUGGGUGUAGUCCCUCAGGACGCAGUUCUGUUCCACAACACCAUAUUCUACAACUUGCAGUACGGCAACAUCAACGCCACCACCGAGGACGUGUAUGGCGUAGCCAGGCUGGCGGGCAUCCACGAUGCCAUCCUCAGGAUGCCCCACGGGUACGAAACGCAGGUCGGAGAGAGGGGCCUCAAACUCUCAGGGGGAGAGAAGCAGAGGGUGGCCAUUGCUCGGGCAGUCCUGAAGAACCCACCCAUCCUGCUGUACGAUGAAGCCACGUCUUCUCUGGACUCAAUCACAGAGGAGAACAUUCUGAAUUCCAUGAAGGAGCUGGUGAAGGACAGGACAUCCGUCUUCAUCGCACACAGACUGUCCACUAUUGUGGACGCCGACGAGAUUAUUGUGCUCAAUGAGGGUAAGGUUGCGGAGCGGGGCAGUCACUCGGCCCUGCUGGCCACGGCGGGCAGCCUGUACGCCGACCUCUGGAACACGCAGAACAGCCGCGCGCUCAACGGCGCCAACAACAACAACGGGCCCGGCGGCGGCGGCGGCAAGGCCAAGCCGGAGGCCGAGAUGCUCUCCAAGAAGGAGGAGGAGCGCAAGAAGCUCCAGGAGGAGAUCCUCAACGGCGUCAAGGGCUGCGGGAACUGCUCCUGCUGAGCAGAAGAGGAGGAGGAGGAGGAGGAGGAGGAGGAGGAGAGCGGAGCGGAGCGGAUAGUUUAUCUCCACACCCCUCCGUCCCCUGUGCUCCUGCUCUGGCCACCAACCCCAGCAGGAACAGCAGCAACAAGGAGCAGAGGAGCAGAGAUGGAGGAGAGGAGGAGGAGGAGGAGGAGGUUGUGAAGGUGGGCUUGGAGGUGGUUGGUUGAUCGAUAAAGGGGGCACAAGCCCCCCCUCCCCCCUUCCUCCCCCCUUCACCCCCUCCAUCCCCCAGGACUGCACUGGGGGCUUGUAGCUGCCCGUGUGUACAUGCACAGAUCCCCCAGAUCAGAUCCCAGGAGAGUGAGAUGAGCACCUGCCUGGGGACAAGGACAGGGUGGAGAGGGAGGGGAACGCAUUUGGGACGCAGUCUUCCAGCGGAUUGUGUGUUGCUGCUCUGCUCGUGUGUGUGUGUGUGUGUGUGUGUGUGUGUGUGUAAGAGAAAGAUUGACUGUAUAUGUCCCUAGGACACUGAACUGUGUGUGUGUGUGUGUGUGUGUGUGUGUGUGUGUGUGUGUGUGUUUGUGUGUGUCGUCUUUCUUCUCUCCCUCUGUGAUCAAGAUAAUAUGGUGCACACUGUCACAUCAAUGGGCAUCCAUAUAAUAGUGAAACAGAAACAUGCCUUUGUGUUAAUAACAUAUUACCUAGGUGAUUUUAAAUUAUUUUUCCAUGUAAUUGGGAACUCCAGUAAACUUAUUUUUAUCAAUGGAUGUGUACAUAUUAAUAUUACAUAGUAGUUGUAGAUGGCCGUUGAAGCACAUUGUCAGGGUAUGCUUUUUUAUAUGGAAUGUAUUCAGGACUUUUUUUCGGGAUAGAUUUGAUUGUUCUGGAGCCACUGACAUCUCAUCAGAGAACUUGACAAAAAACAACAACAACAACAACAACAACGACAACAACACAAAUAUGUGAUCGGAUUAUUUAGUCUUUUGCACUGAAACAAAAAUGUCAGUCUGGAGCAUGCUCAGUAGGAACACCGUAGGUAAUGUUGUGAAAUAUUAAAAGUAAAUAUUUACCCCUUGGAUAAUUAUGAGUUCAAGAAUAUUUGGCCAGCAAUUAAUUUAAAAGUAUAUUAAAUCUAAACUUUAAAAAUGUGUAGGAUUUUGAAAAUGCUUGCGUUUUUUUUUUUUUGUUGUUCUUCUGCUACACUGAUUUGCCAAAAAGAUGUGCCUGUUUUGUCUGUGUUUAGCUCCAACUUAAACCGGCUUGACAGGAUCAUUCAGGAGUGACACAAGAUGUAAAUAAUGCUAUGCUUAUAGGCAUAUGUUUAUAUCUAGCCAUAGACUCCACUACAUUCUUACAAAAAAAACAUAAUUAAUAUAUUUUCAGGACAAUGCGGUCUUGAAGGGCCCAUGUUGAUGUGGUGGCUAGAAUGUAGAAAUGAAAGCAAGAAUACACAUGUACAAAUGACCAAGCCUCUUGUUUGUUCAGGUUUGAAAUGAAGACUUUGAACCCAUUGUUGUGGUCAUGACUGCGUCAUGUUCAACCUUCUUGCUCAGUGAGAUAAUCAGGAAUUGUAUCCCAGGGUCUUAUAUGCAGACAUGUGAAAGGACUGGGGAGGAAAAAAGUGAUCGGCACACACAUCUGGAGGAAAAUACAAACACAUUCAAAUAAAGAAAAGAUAAAAAAUA
Molecule: messenger RNA, 3966 nt
Organism: Sardina pilchardus (European sardine)
Lineage: Eukaryota; Metazoa; Chordata; Actinopteri; Clupeiformes; Clupeidae
Gene: abcb7
Product: ATP-binding cassette, sub-family B (MDR/TAP), member 7
Exons: 16
Coding region: 35-2299 (754 amino acids)
Biological process (GO): intracellular iron ion homeostasis; transmembrane transport
Cellular component (GO): mitochondrial inner membrane
Molecular function (GO): ABC-type transporter activity; ATP binding; ATP hydrolysis activity
Source: RefSeq, a predicted model, not a curated record